Molecule: messenger RNA, 984 nt
Organism: Dioscorea cayenensis subsp. rotundata (Guinea yam)
Lineage: Eukaryota; Viridiplantae; Streptophyta; Magnoliopsida; Dioscoreales; Dioscoreaceae
Product: protein FLOWERING LOCUS T-like
Exons: 3
Coding region: 361-984 (207 amino acids)
Source: RefSeq, a predicted model, not a curated record
AAAUAAAAUUCAAUGGUCAAACAAGAAAAAGCAAAGGCACUAACUAAUUGAUGUUAUGCGCCGAUGAAGAUGUCACACAGAUCUAAGAGAAUAUAACGAUGAAAAAGUAUGUAGGCAGGAGAUAUGAUUCACUGGCGUGUCAUACAAUAGCCCUUAAAGGCCAAAGGGUGAGAAAAAGUCCUUCACAUUUCUAAUGAUAGCUACACAAAUGUUACUCUAAUCGGAAAAGGAAGGAUUCCUAUUCCUUGUGAGAAUGCUGACUCUUGGAAGUGGAGCUCUAUGCAUGCAUGAUCUCCCUCUAUUUAAACACACACUAAUCAAAGGUUCCUUUUAAGAUAAAUCCAAGUGUUUUCAGUAAUUAUGUGGAGGAACUUGAUGGAUAGAGACCCUUUGGUUGUUGGUGGGGUGAUCGGUGAUGUUUUGGAUCCAUUCAUCAAGUCGGCUUCCUUGAGGGUGAUUUAUAAUAACAAGGAGCUCACUAAUGGGUCCGAGCUCCGCCCAUCUGCUAUAGUUAAUGAGCCAAGGGUGGAGAUAGGGGGCUAUGACAUGAGGAAGCUUUAUACUCUUGUAAGUAGUAGUAGUAGUAGUCGGUGCAUGGUUUUGUGUUUCAUUCAUGAUGCGGGAUUACUAAACAUAUGUGAUGUGAAUCUUUGGUGCAAGGUUAUGAUAGAUCCCGAUGCACCGAGUCCUAGCAAUCCAACACACAGAGAGUAUCUGCAUUGGUUGGUGACAGAUAUACCGGAAUCAACAAAUGCGAGGUUUGGAAAUGAAAUAGUCAGCUACGAGAACCCACGGCCAACAGCAGGGAUUCAUCGCAUUGUGUUUGUGCUCUUCCAACAAGAUGUUCGGCAAACAAUUUAUGCACCUGGAUGGCGACAGAACUUCAACAAAAGAGACUUUGCAGCACUUUACAACCUGGGGCUACCUGUUGCCGCAAUGUUCUUCAAUUGCCAGAGGGAGAAUAGUUGUGGCGGUAGAAGGUAA